Molecule: messenger RNA, 1615 nt
Organism: Spodoptera exigua (beet armyworm)
Lineage: Eukaryota; Metazoa; Arthropoda; Insecta; Lepidoptera; Noctuidae
Source: the annotation of a GenBank genome assembly
UAUGAGAUAAAAUAUGUUGAAAGCCAGCAAGGGUUGGUAUGACUCAGUUCAUCAGUGUGCAAUGAACCUGCUUCUCAUACGGAUCAGCAUGAAGUCUUUGGUCUUAUGUUUGUUGGUGGUAGCUUGCCACGGCUCGACUGUGAGGCAGCAGCGUCGGUUCCCCAAUGACUUCAUCUUUGGAGCCGCUACAGCCUCCUACCAGAUCGAGGGAGGAUGGGACGCGGAUGGCAAGGGUGAAAGUAUCUGGGAUAGGUUAGUCCAUACCAACCCAACAGUCAUACAAGACUUAACCAACGGUGACGUCGCUGCUGACUCCUACCACAACUACAAGCGCGAUGUUGAGAUGAUGAGGGAGUUAGGUCUGGAUGCUUACAGGUUCUCCCUCUCUUGGCCUCGGAUCCUCCCUACAGGAAUGGCCAAUGAGGUCAACCCAGCUGGUUUAGCUUACUAUAAUAACCUUAUAGACGAAAUGUUGAAAUACAACAUCACCCCAAUGGUCACCCUCUACCACUGGGAUCUUCCCCAAAAACUGCAGGACUUGGGGGGAUUUAUGAACCCCUUGUUUGUUGAUUGGUAUGAAGACUAUGCGAGGAUUGUCUUCGAGAACUUUGGAGAUAGAGUUAAGCUGUUCAUCACGUUCAACGAGCCUAGAGAGAUCUGCUUUGAGGGUCUUGAAGAUAUGAACAAGGCUCCCCUUCUGAAUACCACCGGUAUCGGAGUUUACUUGUGUGCUAAGCACUUGGUUUUAGCAAACGCUAGAGCCUAUCACUUAUAUAACAAUGAUUUCAAGCCAACUCAGGGCGGACAGUGUGGUAUUACAAUCAGCGUGAACUGGUUUGAAGCAGAUACUGACUCUGUUGAAGAUUUGGCGGCUGCUGAGCUUAUGAGGCAAGCUCAGUGGGGUAUUUACGCUGAGCCAAUAUUUUCGUCUGAAGGAGGUUUCCCAAAAGAAUUCUCGGAAAGAAUAGCAGAGAAAAGUGCACAACAGGGAUUUUCUCGCUCCCGUCUACCUGAAUUCACUGAAGAGGAGAAAGCUUUUGUCAAGGGAUCAGCAGACUUCUUCGGCGUAAACCAUUAUACCACUGUGAAAGUGUCAGCCACUAAAUCCAAGCAAUUCUUUUCAGCGCCAUCUAUGAUGGAUGAUGUAAAUGUUGGAUCUUAUAUUCCUGAGGAAUAUCCUGCAUCAGCUUCUCCUUGGUUGAAACUGGCUCCGAACAGCAUCUACCACGCCCUAAUUCACCUGAAAGAGAAGUACAAUAGUCCAACGUUCUAUAUCACAGAGAACGGAUGGUCAACCUACCCUGACAGUGGCCUGAUUGAUGAUGACAGGAUAACUUACUACAGAGCUGCGUGGGAGAGUGCCCUCAAUGCUCUGGAUGCUGGAGUCAACCUGAAGGGGUACAUGGUGUGGAGUUUGUUGGAUAACAUGGAAUGGCUGGAGGGAUACAUCGCAUGUUUCGGCCUGUACCAAGUGGACUACCAAGUCCCAGCUCGCACACGCACCGCUAGGAAGUCCGCGUUUGUCUACAAGCACCUCAUCAAGAAUCGCUACAUCGAUUACGAAUAUGAACCGGAGUCUUUAACCAUGACCAUUGAUGACGGAUUUUCACUGUAA